Molecule: messenger RNA, 954 nt
Organism: Macrosteles quadrilineatus (aster leafhopper)
Lineage: Eukaryota; Metazoa; Arthropoda; Insecta; Hemiptera; Cicadellidae
Exons: 1
Coding region: 1-954 (317 amino acids)
Biological process (GO): DNA integration
Molecular function (GO): nucleic acid binding
Source: RefSeq, a predicted model, not a curated record
AUGGGAAACCUACCUGAAGCCCGAGUUAACCCUUCGUUUUGCUUCAAAACAUCUGGAUUAGACUUCGCGGGACCGUUUGAAGUAAAAAUUCACACCUUACGAAGAGCCCAGAUUGUAAAAUGCUACAUAUGUUUAUUUGUAUGCUUCGCCACUAAGGCAAUUCAUAUCGAGGUAGUCUCAGAUUUAUCUACGGAUACAUUCAUCGCUGCGCUCACACGCUUUAUCUCUAGAAGAGGCGUACCAAGUGAUUUGUACCUUGAUAACGCUACAAACUUCGUAGGAGCUUCCAAUCAUCUCAACAAAGUUAUAAAAACUUUAAUUCAAAAUGAAUCGACUAAGAGCAAGUUACACGACCUGUCUUCUGAGUAUUCUAUAAAAUUUCAUUUUAUUCCCCCUUCAGCCCCGCAUCAAGGUGGUAUUUGGGAGAGUGGUGUGAAGAGUAUGAAAACACACCUAAAAAAGGUUAUUGGUAACAGAAUAUUAACACAGGAAGAAUUUCAAACUGUGUGUACUCGCAUCGAAGCGAUACUUAACUCGAGGCCGCUUUGUCCCUUAUCAACCGACCCAUCUGAGAUAGAGGUGUUGACACCUGGGCACUUCCUUAUCGGCCGACCAAUGGUUGCUCUGCCGGAAUUAAAUUAUGAAGAAUUGCCUUUAAACCGUCUGAAAAGGUGGCAAGCAGUGCAAUCUAUUACUCAGCAGCUCUGGAAGCGGUGGAAAAUAGAAUAUCUGCACACUCUUCAGCAAAGAGCUAAAUGGGUUACUCAUCACCCCAACCUCGAAAUCAACGAUUUGGUGUUACUCCACGGCAACUCACCUCCUCAGUCUUGGCCGCUAGGAAGGAUAAUCGCUACUCAUCCCGGCACUGACGGUGUGACUAGAGUCGUCACUGUGCGGACCAGCAAUGGAGUCUUCAAACGUCCGGUUGUAAAGGUGUCACCUUUACCCAAAUGA